Messenger RNA from Kluyveromyces lactis, 288 nucleotides. RefSeq names its product Sm-like protein LSM2 (gene LSM2). The transcript has a single exon. Gene Ontology annotation, molecular function: RNA binding. Lineage: Eukaryota; Fungi; Ascomycota; Saccharomycetes; Saccharomycetales; Saccharomycetaceae. The record is from RefSeq and is a predicted model, not a curated record. Gene Ontology annotation, cellular component: P-body; precatalytic spliceosome; U4/U6 x U5 tri-snRNP complex. Gene Ontology annotation, biological process: mRNA splicing, via spliceosome. Bases 1 to 288 code for a protein of 95 amino acids.
AUGCUAUUAUUUUCAUUUUUCAAGACCCUGGUUGAUCAUGAAGUCAAAGUCGAACUAAAGAACGGUAUUGAACUAACAGGUACUCUAAAAUCAGUCGACCAAUUUUUGAACUUAAAAUUAGACAACAUUUCGUCCAACAAUAAUGAAAAAUAUCCACAUCUAUCAAGCGUGAGGAACAUGUUCAUCAGAGGUUCUACUGUGAGGUAUGUACAUUUGAAGAAAUCUAUGGUGGAUACCAACCUACUUCAAGAUGCAACCAGAAGAGAAUUAAUGAGUGAAAGAAAGUAA